AAUCUCAACCGGUGCGAUGUGCCGUGAAUGAUCAUCAUUGUGAGAAAAAACGUGAGACGAUACAUUUCAUAGUUAGCUGUUUAUUGUGGGCGGUAGGGUUCUAUUUACCUGAAUUUACAUCGUACCGUGGAUGAUGUCGGACACCAAAGAAGAACUAUCCACAUCGUCCCUGCCCGCCAACGCUUCAAAAAAAAUACUCGCAACUAGAGUUCAGGGCACAGUAAAAUGGUUUAAUGUGAAGAAUGGCUAUGGAUUUAUUAACAGGAGUGAUACUAAAGAAGAUAUAUUUGUUCAUCAAACUGCAAUAAAGAAAAACAAUCCAAAAAAGGUUGUUCGAAGUGUGGGAGAUGGCGAAUUAGUUGAAUUUGAUGUUGUUGUUGGAGAGAAGGGAAAUGAAGCUGCAAAUGUAACUGGACCGAAUGGCACUUCUGUGAAAGGUAGUCCUUAUGCUGCAGAUAGAAAUCGAUACCGUGGCCGAUGGUUUCCUAAACGCCACUUCAUGCCACGGCAUAGACAGAAUGAAGGAGGCGAUGAUAGUCAGAGCCAGGAGAACAUAGAUGAUGAACAGCAGCCACAACCUCAGAGACCCGUAAGAAGACAGUUACGUCGUCCUUUCUUCAGGCAGUAUUAUAGGGGUCCAUCAAGAGGACCUCCACGAAAUGUUGAACGUGAUGGGAAUGAAGAUGAACAAAAUGAAAGGAAAAAUGAAGAAAGAAUUCCAAGAGGUGGAGGAGGGAAUCGUCGGGGUCCUAGACGAUUUUAUCAACGGUACUUUAAAAGGAAACCCCGCCGUCCUAGAAGUGACACUGAAGGCAGCCAAAGUGGAGUAGAAGGAGAAACAACUAACAAAGAUACAGAAGCAGAUGAAGAAGAACGUCAGCCACGUGGUCAAGGCUCUAGACCUCGUCCGCCUUACAGACCAAGAAUGGAUCGUCGAAGGCCCCGCCGAGGUGGUCCACAUACUAGAGCCAGAUCUUUGGAAGCUAGCAUUUCCAGAAAUGCAAAAGGCGAUGAUGGUGAAGAAACAAGUGGCAGGUCUGGGCCAGCAGAAGACUGUGAGUCAAAAUCUGAUGAUCCUGGUCAUGUUACUGAAAAUUCAAGUAGUGUUAAUAUUUCUCCUUCAUCUGUUCCGCAGUCUAAUGCUUCUGGUGAACCCAAUGACGCACCCCAGACAAAUGAAGGAUAUUCAAAUGAGCAAACAUCUGCAGAGCAGAGUGGUGUAAAAUGUGAAAACUCUUCUUCUGUAGAUGCUUCUCCAAAUGAAGCAAUAGUUUCUGCUUAACAAAUGGAGAGUUCCAUCAUUCUAUACUUCUUUGAGUCUGACUAGACUGCCUGCUUAUCAUGUCAUUAACAACAGUUGAGAUUUUGAACUUACUACUUUGUAAUUGUUACAAUGCUGUGAUUUGAUUGCAUUCAAACAGCCAAAGGCAUAGUUUUACAACAGGUAGAUUGUCAGAUUGGUUCUUUCAGAGAGCUAAUCUGAGAGUGCUAAGUAGUCAGAUUGAUCCUGAAAAGUUUUAAUUUGCUACAGUACUUGUUGAAAUUUUAUUUUUUCUUAUACAAAGCACGUUUUUGAACAGAACUAACAUUAUGUAUGUAAUUUUGGCCUUUGUUGUUUGAAAUAUAAUUUAUUUUUAAAAUUCUGACAUAUAUUAAUGAAAUGUAGCGUUGUUUGACUUUAUUUUGACUGAAAGCAGACACUUUGUAUACUUGAAACAGAAAGUUUAUAAAAAGGAAUUUGGAAUAAAAUUCUUCAUUUCACAUAAA
This is a messenger RNA of Stegodyphus dumicola, 1767 nucleotides long. RefSeq lists its product as uncharacterized. Gene Ontology annotation, molecular function: nucleic acid binding. NCBI's taxonomy places the organism in Eukaryota, Metazoa, Arthropoda, Arachnida, Araneae, Eresidae. The record is from RefSeq and is a predicted model, not a curated record.